AUGCCCAUGUUCCAGGAGCACUUGGAGCAGGUCGACCCUGCUCCAGACCCAAGACACGCCGGGCAUUCUGACCCCAUCCCAAUACGCUCCCCGACCAACCUUCCCCUUUCCCGGAAGCUCUCAGAAGAGAGCAUCCGAACGGAGCUCUGUGAUGGCCCAAUUCCCGACAGUCCGACGAAGCCAGAAACACCGGAUCAAGAUUCAAACACGGUUUCUGACCGAGCCGAGCUAAUCGAGCGACUGAAGAGAGGGGAGAGCCCGACAUGGAUCCCCAACCGCCAUCUCGAGUCUCUCUUCCACAACGGCGGGCCCCGUUCUCCCACUCGGAGUCCUCGACAACCAACGGCUACCUCGCCGACCCUCCUGCCGCCGGCAACCAUCACUCCCGAGAAAGCAGACGCUAGGAAGCAGGACUCCGAAGCAGACGAGAGGUUACAGGAGGGACUUGAUAUCGAGAGGCCAAGAUCUGCUCUACACCGGGGGGAUUUCACGCAUAAUGAGUCGUGUCUAGACGACGGCGUUGCUCAGGACUCAAGCCAGAGGAACGGGGCGGGGAACUACCGGUCAGGGAGCAGUUUGUGGCUCGCUACUUCGCCCCCGCGACAUUUUACACCGUUCGACUUCGAGCGGAGACACGCGGCGCCAGGGAGGACCGAGGGAUUCGUGUCGGGCACCUCGUCCUUGUCUUCGUCCUUAUCGCAGAGCUUCGCUUACAAGGCCCCGACAAGCCCUCUGGUCCAGUCCGAGAGCAACGAUGAGAUAGACCUGUCGCUUCCCAUGAACAAUAUUGACAUUGCCACGAAUAGCGCCCAGAACGCCCGCCGGCAUACCCUGAAUUUCUUGAACUCGACACCAUUUGUAAGCCCUGCGUCAAACCGGCAGAGCCCCCUUCGAAGAGAAGGCUCCUACGCCUACCAGGCCCACCAGCCUCGCCGAUCCCUCACCUCUACUCCCAACUUUUCCCUGACCGGUUCCUCGCCACAAACACCCGCCUUUCUCCGCUCGAGGCACCCCUCCUUCAGCUCCGACGCCUCGCCGCUGCAACACGCCUCCAUGGUUGGCUCGUACGAGGAGAGCAUACUCCGGGGCCGCAUGUCUACCACCCCAUCCAAGCCCCUAGAUUUCAUGGCCCAGAUCGGCGUCUUGGGCUUGGGCAAGUGCAAGGCGAGCCUAAGGUGUCCCGCACAUGUGACCCUGCCCUUCUCGGCCGUGUUCUACAGCUACGCCAGCACGUCCCAUGGCAGGACCAAGAUGGAGGAAGGGCCGAGCCCGUACGUGGGCCAGAUAGACCUCGAGAACGGCCUGCCAAACCCGGAGGACGAUCAGCGGGCGAAACGGAAAAUGCAGAGCCGAUACCCCGAAAGAAGGCCCGAAGACACCGACAUGCACCUGGAAGAGAGCAUGCUGGACGGGCCGGAGGCGGACCCUCGUACGGCAGCCAGGCAUAAGCGGCGCUCGAGGUCGCCCAAGGCACCGCCGGGGGGCCGGUAUCGCAUACCCGAGAAGGGCCAGCUGCAGAUCAUCAUCAAGAACCAGAACAAGACGGCGGUCAAGCUGUUCCUCGUGCCCUAUGACUUGGCGGGCAUGGAGCCAGGGACCAAGACGUUCAUCCGGCAGCGCAGCUACUCCUCCGGCACCAUCAUCGACAACGUACCCGACCUCGGGGACUCAGGCACGGCGGCGGCGGCGGCGGCGGCGGACCGCCCCAUCCUGCGGUACCUCGUCCACCUGCACAUCUGCUCGCCUGCCAGGGGCCGCUUCUACAUAUACAAGAGCAUCCGGGUGGUGUUUGCGAACCGCGUCCCGGACGGCAAGGAGCGGCUCCGCAACGAGGUCACCUACCCGGAGCCGCGGUUCGCCCCCUACAAACCCGUCCGCGUCAUGCUCCCGCCCGCCACGGCCGGGCCCCAGCCUGGCGGGCCCGGCGCCAUGCUCGCCGCCGAGAAGGCCUUCAGGAGGCGGUCGUCGGGCUUCUCGUUCGGCCACCACCACCUCCACCACGCGUACCCGUACCCGUAUCCGCACUCGCACCAGCACCAACAUCCCCAUCUCGCCCCCUUCAGCGGCGGUUCCGGCUACGGCUCCGGCCCCAGCCCCAGCCCCGCCGCUGCAACGUCGCCGCUCUUCGGCUUCCCCGGCGGCGGCGGCGGUCCAGGCGACGCCCCCGUCGAGCCCAUCCCCUGCGCCCUCUCCCGAACCCGCCGCCUGCAGAGCGACGCGAGCAGCGAAAGCGACGCCCCCGGCGCGAGCCUAUAUGCCCCCCCGCAGACGACCCCGUCGUCCCCGGCCCUGUCGCAGACCCAGACGAGCAGGUCCGCGACGGGCGGCGGCGGCGGCGGCGGCUACGGCAAGCUCAGCAGGGGCGACGUCGGGUACGGCGGCAACGCGUUCGCGCCGUGCCUCUCGUCGACGACGCCGUCGUCGUCGUCGUCGUUUUCGCCGCCUUCCGCCGAUGGGGCCGUCGCCGCCACUGAGGGGCUGCUUUCGAAGAGGUUGCGGUCGCUUGGGGUGCAGGGGCGGCCUGUGGGGGAAGGGGGAGGAGGAGUUGAGAUGAGAUGA
Messenger RNA from Phialemonium atrogriseum, 2559 nucleotides. RefSeq lists its product as uncharacterized. Bases 1 to 2559 code for a protein of 852 amino acids. Lineage: Eukaryota; Fungi; Ascomycota; Sordariomycetes; Cephalothecales; Cephalothecaceae. The record is from RefSeq and is a predicted model, not a curated record. The transcript is spliced from 2 exons.